Molecule: messenger RNA, 1705 nt
Organism: Anopheles funestus (African malaria mosquito)
Lineage: Eukaryota; Metazoa; Arthropoda; Insecta; Diptera; Culicidae
Gene: pths
Product: probable ATP-dependent RNA helicase DDX47
Exons: 2
Coding region: 113-1603 (496 amino acids)
Molecular function (GO): ATP binding; RNA helicase activity; nucleic acid binding
Source: RefSeq, a predicted model, not a curated record
ACUUGCUGUGUUUACCAUCCGUGUGCACGUUGUUUUCUGUUCGAUCUGUUGUUUCCCGGCGUGCAGAAUAAGUUCUCCGCUUCGUGGCCGGUUUUAAUACGCACCGAGCAACAUGUCCAGCUCGGAAAGUGAUGAUAUGUCCGAUGUGGAGCAGGCAGCACGGGCUGCUGCGAACGGUGACGAUUCGUCUAACGAACAGGAGGAUGGAUCUGAUUCCGGUAGCGAUGAGGAGGAACCCGAGCAGGCUGAGAAUGGUACCGACAGCACACAAACGUGGGAAGACUUGGGUCUAAUGGAUACACUAUGUCAAGCGUGCCGUGGUCUGAAAUGGAAAGCUCCGUCAAAAAUUCAGCGCGAAGCAAUCCCACUCGCACUACAGGGAAAGGACAUUAUUGGACUGGCUGAAACGGGUUCCGGUAAGACGGGAGCAUUCGCUCUUCCCAUCCUGCAGUCACUGCUGGACAACCCGCAACGAUACUUUGCUGUCGUCCUCACGCCGACACGUGAACUGGCGUACCAAAUAUCGGAACAGUUCGAAGCACUCGGUGCGAUGGUCGGUGUGAAAUGUUGCGUUAUCGUCGGUGGUAUGGAUCUGGUGACGCAGGCAAUCCAGCUCGCCCGUAAACCGCACAUCAUCAUCGCUACGCCGGGCCGAUUGGUGGAUCAUCUCGAGAACACGAAAGGGUUCAAUCUGAAGGCGAUAAAGUACCUCGUAAUGGAUGAAGCGGACCGUAUCCUUAACAUGGAUUUCGAGGAGGAGGUAAACAAAAUACUGAAAGUAUUGCCACGCGAACGGCGCACCUAUCUGUUCAGUGCCACCAUGACGAAGAAGGUGAAGAAGCUCGAACGUGCGUCACUGCGCGAUCCGGUCAAGGUGGAAGUGUCGAGCAAAUACCAGACGGUGGAGAAACUGCUGCAGUACUAUCUGUUCAUACCGGCCCGCUUCAAGAACGUCUAUCUGGUACACGUGCUGAACGAGCUGGCCGGGAAUAGCUUUAUGAUUUUCUGCAGCACCUGCAGCAACACGGUCCGCACGGCACUGAUGUUGCGUGCCCUUGGGCUCGCUGCCGUUCCACUGCACGGCCAGAUGACGCAAAACAAACGUAUGGCGGCGCUAAACAAAUUCAAAUCGCAAGCCCGCCAAAUCCUCAUUUCAACCGACGUUGCUUCCCGCGGUCUUGACAUCCCGCACGUAGACGUCGUGCUAAAUCUGGACAUUCCGAUGCACAGCAAGGACUACAUCCAUCGGGUAGGACGUACCGCACGUGCCGGACGCGCCGGUCAAGCCAUCACCUUCGUGACGCAAUACGACGUCGAGUUGUACCAGCGUAUCGAGCAUCUGCUCGGCAAAAAGCUACCCGAGUACAAGUGCGAACAGGACGAGGUAAUGGCACUGCAGGAGCGCGUAGCCGAAGCUCACCGAACGGCGCGCAUCGAGCAGCAAGACAUCGAGGAGCGGAAGGCAAGCAAAACGGGCAAACGGGGUGCAAACGAUUCCGACGAGGAAGAUACGGAACAGUUCAACGGUGUACGGAAGCGAUUGAAACCCACGGGCAAAGGAAAAGGAGGCAAGGGAGGAGGCAAGAAGCCACGAAGAAAAUAAUCACCUUUGCUCAUGGUGUAGUAUAAGUACUUUGUUUCUGCGAUGCGAUUAUGUUUGAAAAAAUGAAAUAAACAAACAAAAAAACACAAACAUUCAAAACAA